Molecule: messenger RNA, 2757 nt
Organism: Platichthys flesus (European flounder)
Lineage: Eukaryota; Metazoa; Chordata; Actinopteri; Pleuronectiformes; Pleuronectidae
Gene: rspo1
Product: R-spondin 1
Exons: 5
Coding region: 564-1445 (293 amino acids)
Source: RefSeq, a predicted model, not a curated record
GCAAGCAGAUGUGUUGUCACUCAUAAUCAAGAUCCUGCAUCCGUCUUUCUUCCAUCUGCAAGUUUUCACUUUAUUGCAUCCUUACAUCAUCUCUGAGUGAGACGAGCUCUCGUGCACAGGUUUCCUGCUUCCCUGCCAGUCCACCCCAAGGUUCAUGGGUUGAACCAACACUCUCCUCUCCUCCGUUCUCUCCUCCUCUUCAUGAUCCUGACAGCCCCUGAAGUGCCCCCCCUCCGUCCUGCAGCCCCGCUCCGUCGGCUCCCAUCGUCAGCACUACCACCAGUGUGAUGGUUUGUUGUGCCUCGGGCUUGUUUGGAGCAUCACCCACCACGACACAGACUUGCGGACGCAGCAGCCACUAGAGUGAAAGACACAGAGAGCCAGAGGCGUGGAGGGGGGGAUAGGGAGAGACAGACAGAGCGAGCAGGACCACAGUAGAGAGGAGGGACCAUCUGUCCCCGCAGCAGAGGGAUCCACCUGUCCCAAAGAGGAAGGGGGCCCCCCCACCUGAUCCAUCUGGUUGCAGGGGGGGACCCUGCGUGGCCGGGAAGGCAACAGAGACUAUGCAGCUGGGACUGGUGGCGCUGGCAAUGGUCUUCCUCAGCUCCAUGGGUCACAGCGACGCUCUCAAGCUCUCCAAGACGAGAAGGCAGAGACGGGUUAGCACUGAGGGGCCGCCAUCUUGCCCCAAAGGCUGUGACCGAUGCUCGGAGUACAAUGGCUGCAUCAAGUGUAAGCCCAAGCUCUUCAUCUUCCUGGAGCGCAACGACAUUCGUCAGAUAGGAGUGUGCCUCGCCUCCUGCCCCGUGGGAUACUUCGGGAUGAGGAACCCAGAAGGCAACAACAGAUGCACCCAAUGUAAAAUAGACAACUGUGAAGCGUGUUUCAAUCGCAAUUUUUGCACAAAAUGUAAGGAGGGCUUGUAUUCGCACAGUGGCCGAUGCUACGUCAGCUGCCCUCCAGAUCAGCUCACCGCCAACGAGACCAUGGAGUGUGUCGGUCAGCGUGCUGCAGCGUGCAAACUGGGCGAGUGGAGCCAGUGGGGUUCCUGCAUGAAGAAGAACAAAACAUGUGGAUUUAAGAAAGGCUCGCAGUCUCGGGUCCGCUCGCCACUGCUGCAGGUUGCCGGCCCGGACACCUCGCCGCCCUCAGAAGCCUGCGCUCCGCAGACCGAAAAAAAGAAGUGCGUUGUGAACAAGACGCCCUGUGCAAGAGAGGGGAAGAAUAAAGGAGACCAACAAGACGAUACGACUCGCAGGGAGAGGGAGAAUACUCGUGGGCGAGGACGAGAAGGAAAAGAUGGCAGAGGAGGGGGAGGAGGAGGAGGAGGAGGAGGAGGAGGAGGAGGAGGAGGAGGAGGAGGAGGAGGCGGCGGCGGGAAGAGGAGAAAAGGCCAGAGCAGGACGACCACUGCUGCGAGCAUCACAACCAGCUUUGUAUCCUAAUCGUCAGUGCGGGCUCGCUGGGGCGGAGAGAGAAGCAGAGACAGUGCCUCGCCCAGCUGUGACCGCCAUCGACGAGGGUCAAAGUGAAGGACUAACGCUGCUACGAGUUGCAGGAGAUGCAAAGAGAAGGCUGCUGCUGCGGCACAGGAGGCUUUGACGAGUUCUUUGAAUAGAUGAACUUGUCUGGAAGAGACUUGGUGACUUUCUGAGAGGGAUCUCUGUUGAGGGGAGCAAAGCCCCGGUGGAGAGACUGUGGUUCAGCAUCAUGGACAGAAACCUGACAAUGAAUGAAGGGGCCUCCUCAGCUCCCUCUUUUUCUCACAGUCCAAUUUUAAUCGCAACGUGUUCUUGAUUUGUUUUCGUGUCAGUAAGAGGUGGCGGAUGGAUGUUCAUAACAGCCGCUGUACAAGAUGUUAAGACAGUGAAUAGUUUUAAGUGAAAAAAAACAAAAAGGAAAGGCACUGGAAAGGAGGGUCGAGGGAGUCUACUACAACACAAGCCUAAGAGGAGACGUAGAGGAGGACCACUGAGAGCUCAGCUGGUGUCCUCCUCUGGUGUCUCCACAGACUUUGGCCAUUUCGUAUCUUAGUCGAUGUAUCGGAAAAUAUCUUCGCACAAAAAAAAAAAGGAUAAUGAAAAACAUAAAUAUUUGCAUGGUACAAGGUUGCAUGAGUGUGCCAUUGUGCAGGCAAGAGAGAGAGUGUGUCUGUGUGUGUGUGUGUGUGUGUUUGUGUGUGUCUACGUAAAGUCUGGUCUAUUGAGUAGUUUGAAUGCAUAUCUGCACGGAAUCGAGUUUGUGGUCGUUCAUGUGUGUUUACGUCUGUGUGUGAAUCUUGUUCUCACAGAUCGAAAGCAAUGGGGUGUGCAUAGCGAGAGGGAGACUAUGUAAAUGCACGGUGAUAUAUCGAAUAUGCAGUAACAUACAAGCCACCGAUUGUUUUAUAAGCCAUCAAAUCAUCCGCUGCUCAGUAAUCAUGUAUGUUUGCAACAGGGUCUGAAGAUUUUGCACAACUGUAAGGUUUCCUACUGCUCAAGUUUCAGAACAAUCAAAGCAUUUUUGUUACACAUUUAUAAUCCAAAAGCUUCAUAAAACGCAGUUACAGAGAUUUCUUUUCUUUUUCAAUGUCUAGAAUGUUUUCCAUGGGUCUGUUUGCUUUCCACUCGAUAGUUUCAGGAGAAGGUACUUGCUGCAGUUAUUCAUUCAUACUACGGAUCAUGAUACUGAAUAUGUUCGGACGCGAGAAGCAUUAGUAUCAUCAUGUAUAGCUUAUUCUGUGAAAGCCUCAAUAAAGUUCAGAUGAAGCAGAUGAAA